CAACCCCAGCCCUGAUGGCGAUGAACACCAUAGGAAAGUUUUUGGCCCCUGAGCGGGUGUCAGAUUGAAGGCUCUGUGCGCAUGUGCGAAGGUGUCCGAACUGACAAUGCUCGGGAGAUGAAGAUAGCGCGGCAGAGCUGCUGCGGGUUCAAGGAGGGCUCCACUCCGCCGUCAAGAUGAGAUCCAAGGCGCGAGCGAGGAAACUGCCCAAAAGUGACAACGAGAUUGUGAAUAACAUGUAUGAAACUGAGGCAGACCUCCUAGCAGGCGAGAGUGCAGAGGAGGAGACAGAGGAUAGCAUCAUGUCCCCGAUCCCUGUUGGACCUCCUUCCCCUUUCCCCACGGGCGAGGACUUCAAUCCCAAGGAAGGAUCGCCGUAUGAAGCCCCCGUCUACAUCCCCGACGACAUUCCGAUCCCGCCCGACUUUGAACUGAGGGAGUCCUCCAUUCCAGGGGCAGGACUGGGUAUCUGGACCAAAAAGAAGAUUGAAAUUGGGGAAAGAUUUGGGCCCUACGUGACUUUUCCAAGGACAGCGUUGAAGGAAUCCAACUUUGGAUGGGAGCAAAUGCUAACAGAUCCGGAUCCUGCCCUGCAAGAUGGCUGCAUUAAAAAGAUUGGUGAUGACCUGGGCACCGAUAAAUUCUGUGUUGAUGCCAACCAGACAGGAAAUGGAAAUGGAAACUGGUUGAAGUACAUCCGGGUGGCCUGCUCCAGUGAAGAACAAAACCUUGUGGUGUGCCCCAUUAAUGACCAGAUUUAUUAUAAAGUUAUUAAAGAAAUAGAACCGGGAGAAGAGUUGCUGAUGUAUAUGAAAGAAGGCGCUUACCCUGCUGGGAAUAUGACACCCAGCUUGGAAGAAGUGCACACAUUCCGCUGCGAGGACUGCGACGAGCUCUUCCAGUCGAAGAUGGAUGUGAGGCGGCACAAGAAAUACUCCUGCCACGCGGUCAGCUCCCUCUACGAGACGCUGAGCGAGGAGAUCAAGCAGGAAGGGGCGGCCGACGGCCAGGUGCAUGAGUGCAAGGACUGCGAGAGGAUGUUCCCGAACAAAUACAGCUUGGAGCAACAUAUGAUCAUCCACACCGAAGAGAGGGAGUACAAAUGUGACCAGUGCCCCAAGGCCUUCAACUGGAAAUCAAACCUGAUUCGUCAUCAGAUGUCCCACGACAGCGGCAAGCGCUUUGAAUGUGAAAACUGUGUGAAGGUAUUUACUGACCCCAGCAACCUUCAGCGGCACAUCCGUUCCCAGCACGUCGGCGCACGGGCGCACGCCUGCCCGGACUGUGGGAAAACCUUUGCCACUUCGUCGGGCCUCAAGCAGCACAAACACAUUCAUAGCACUGUCAAACCUUUCAUAUGUGAGGUCUGCCACAAGUCCUACACGCAGUUCUCCAACCUGUGCCGCCACAAGCGCAUGCAUGCAGACUGCCGCACCCAGAUCAAGUGCAAGGACUGCGGGCAGAUGUUCAGCACCACCUCCUCGCUCAACAAGCACCGGCGCUUCUGUGAGGGCAAGAACCAUUAUAACCCGGGGGGCAUUUUUGGUCCCGGCUUGCCGUUGACUCCCAGCUCCAUGAUGGACAAAUCCAAGUCUUCUCCCAACCUCAACCACACCAGCCUCGGUUUCAAUGAUUACUUCCCAACCCGGCCGCAUCCGGGUGGGCUCCCUUUCUCGCCCGCACCUCCAGCUUUCCCAACCCUCGCUCCUGGGUUCCCAGGCAUUUUCCCGCCCUCGCUGUACCCCCGACCCCCCUUAUUACCCCCCACACCACUGCUCAAGAGCCCCAUCAACCACACUCAAGACGCCAAGCUUCCAAGCCCCCUGGGGAACCCAGCUCUCCCACUGAUUUCUGCGGUGAGCAACAGCGGCCACCCGGCCUCCGGGGAGGAGAGAUUCAACAGCAGCAGCCUGGGGAACUCCUACCUGGAGAAGCUCAAAGCCAGGACCAGCGACAUGUCCGACGCCAGCGACUUUGAGGACGUGAACACGACCACGGGGACGGACCUCGACACCACCACGGGGACCGGGUCCGACCUGGAGAGUGACGCGGAGAGCGACCGGGACAAAACGAAAGAGAAGGGCAAGCCAGCAGAGAGCAAGCCAGACUUUAUCAACAGCUCGGUGCCCACCAGCUCCGCCAACAACAUGGGUGACCUCCCGCUUUUCUACUCCCAGCAUUCCUUCUUCCCUCCCCCCGAGGAGCAGCUGCUCCCCACGGCGGGAGCCGCCAAUGACUCGAUAAAGGCCAUUGCCUCCAUUGCGGAGAAGUACUUUGGGCCUGGCUUCAUGGGGAUGCAAGAAAAGAAGAUGGGCUCCCUCCCUUACCAUUCCAUGUUUCCCUUCCAGUUCCUCCCCAACUUCCCCCACUCACUGUAUCCCUUCACGGACCGGACCCUCAACCACAGCUUGCUGGUCAAGGCUGAACCAAAGUCACCGCGGGACCUGCACAAACUGGGCGGCGCCAGCUCCGAGUCGCCCUUUGAUCUCACCACGAAGCCAAAAGAAAUGAAGCCAGCCUUGCCGCCCCCCAAAGUCUUGCCCGUGCACCCCUCCGGGGAGGAGCAGCCGCUGGAUCUCAGCAUCGGCAACCGCAUCCGAGCCAGCCAGAAUGGGAGCCGGGACUCCCGGAAGAACCACAUCUACGGGGAGCGGAAACUCAUGGCCAGUGAAGUAUUACCCAAGAUUUCUCAGGCUCAGAUGCCUCCACAGCCAUCCUUACAUUACGCUAAGCCGUCGCCGUUUUUCAUGGACCCUAUCUACAGCAGGGUGGAGAAGCGGAAGGUGGUGGACUCAGUGGGAGCACUGAAAGAGAAGUACCUGAGGCCUUCCCCGCUGCUUUUUCAUCCCCAGAUGUCGGCGAUAGAAACCAUGACGGAGAAACUGGAGAGCUUUGCGUCCCUGAAGGCGGACCCCGGCGCCUCGCUGCAGCCCCUCCCGCAUCACCCCUUCAACUUCCGGUCGCCACCCCCCACGCUGUCUGACCCGAUUCUCCGCAAGGGCAAAGAGCGUUACACCUGCAGGUACUGUGGUAAGAUCUUCCCCCGUUCAGCAAACCUGACGAGACAUCUCCGGACGCACACAGGAGAGCAGCCUUACAGGUGUAAAUACUGCGACAGGUCCUUCAGCAUUUCAUCCAACCUCCAGCGCCACGUCCGGAACAUCCACAACAAGGAGAAGCCGUUCAAAUGCCAUCUGUGCAAUCGGUGCUUCGGCCAACAGACCAAUCUCGACCGACACCUCAAGAAGCACGAACAUGAGAAUGUUCCAGUAAGCCAGCACUCCGGCGUCAUCACGAACCACCUGGGCACCAACGCUUCCUCUCCGACCUCCGAAUCGGACAACCAUGCACUUUUAGAUGAGAAAGAAGACUCGUAUUUCUCUGAAAUCAGAAACUUUAUUGCAAAUAGCGAGAUGAAUCAAGCGUCGGCUUUAGCGGAGAAAAGGCCUGAAAUCCAGAAUGCGGACAGCAACUCCCAGCGCCAUGGUCUUGCAAAUGACAAAACGGAAGAUGUGGACGAGGAAGAGGAAGAACUGGAAGAGGAAGAUGACGACAGCCUGACGGGGAAGUCGCAGGACGAGACGGCAUCGCCGACAACGGAGCCCCAAGGAGGAUACGAGGAUGAGGAGGAGGAAGAGGCGGCAUCCCUCACCAUGAGCUUUGACCGCACCCGAAGGUGUAUUGAGGAGGACGAAGCCGGCUUGCUAGCUUUGGAGCAGAUGCCGCACUUUGGGAAGGGGCUGGACCUCCGCAAAGCCUCCGAGGAAGCUCUUGAAGCUAAAGAUGUGUAUAAUUCCACCUUAGACUCUGAGGCAAUAAAACAGACACUGUACAGGCAGGCUAAAAACCAGGCUUAUGCAAUGAUGUUGUCCUUUUCUGAGAACACUCCCCUCCAUCCUUCCUCGCAGAACUCUCUGGAUGCUUGGUUGAACAUGGCAGGAGCCGCUUCCGAGCCGGGGGGCUUCAGCUCCAUUGGCCACCUCUGAGAGGUCCCAGGAGGCACCCGGCCCGAAUCCCAGCAAGGAGGCCAUGGCCCCACAGGUGGCCUCUCAGACGCUCGAGCAAGUGGGGGAGGCUGAUGAGGAGGCCUCGGGGGGCUUCCCCACUGGGAGAAGAAAUCCACCAUGGACCACGCCACUCCCUUUCCGUCGGACCUAGGAAGCCGCCAACCACCCGACGGCCCCCGGUUCCUGCCAUCUCGGCUGCGGAUCACAUCUCAGGAGCGGAUUGCCUCCUGCGUGGGAAAGACCAGGUGCAUUUGUCGUUAGCAAGUGAAAUACUGUCCACCUCUCGAGUUACAGUCCAUUUUGCUGAGCCAGCAAGAACUUACUUGUAAACUAAAAGAGAAAAAAAAAACUUGAAGUCUUUUGACCCUCAUAUCCAGUUCAGCUAAGAAGACGACAACUUUCCAUGCCAGGUCCAGAACAAGUCACUGGAGCUCCACUGAGAUUAGGACGUUGUUGACUUUCCUAUGUUUCUUUCCCCCCACCACCACCCUUUUUAAGCAGUGUCAAACCUGGUUCCUUCAGUUCCACCAACGUGCAGGGUCUAAACCCCUCCUUACAAGGCCUUGCUGUGGACAGCAACUACCUUUGAACAUAUUUGCCCUCACAGUGGGUGCCUUUUUGGUAGCUCAAUUUAACAGUGGUUCUUUGUUUUAGAGUAUGUAUGUAACCCCCACACCCCAAAGGACUUCAGCCUACACCCACCCACAGUCACAGCUGAGGAGUCCCCAAGAAUGUAUUCAAGAACUUAUCUGAGGAUCAGGUACUUCUUCCUCACUCUGCUCUCCAAUUUACUUGUGGCAGAAAUAACUUUUUUUGGCAGGGGGGGAGAAAUGGGCCCAAAUUAAGGAUGUGGAGACUUCUCCCUUUUUUCCAACCCCAGAAAUUCAAUGUGUUUUAUCUGAAAUCCCUUUUGCUUUUUGAAUUUUUCAUUUCGUUUUGGAUUUGAAUCAAAUUCCAAAAAUUCAUUUCAAAUUCAAAUCAGAUUCUAAUUCGGUCCGAAAAUUCGAUUCAAAUUCAAAUCAAUUCUACCUGCUUCGGGUGCCUUUUUAACCAAUCACGGGGCCUGAAUGGUUUAAGGUUCCAAAUGGCUCUCAAAUCAAAUUUGAAUCCAAUUUCAAAAAUUCAUUUCAAAUUUGAAUCCAAUUGCCCUUUUAAGGGGUGAUACGAUUCAAAUUCGAAUCGAAAUGCACAUCCCUAGUUUGGUCUGCCUUUGAAAGAUCUGCAGCUGAAGAUACAAUGGUUUGCUAGAAGGGAUUGCCACUGCUUUCCUUCGGUGACGGGCUGGUGGCUGCUUAGAACUCAGCAAAAGCGUCUUCCACUCAUGCUCAGUGAGCACUAGACCACAGCUGCUAUCUGAGAAGCUCAGAAGCUGACGCUUUCCUGCGGUUGCUCUUCAGAUACAA
This is a messenger RNA of Hemicordylus capensis (graceful crag lizard), 5410 nucleotides long. RefSeq names its product PR/SET domain 16 (gene PRDM16). Gene Ontology annotation, molecular function: protein binding. The transcript is spliced from 17 exons. The coding region runs from base 177 to 3986 and encodes 1269 amino acids. The record is from RefSeq and is a predicted model, not a curated record. Lineage: Eukaryota; Metazoa; Chordata; Lepidosauria; Squamata; Cordylidae. Gene Ontology annotation, cellular component: nucleus.